Molecule: messenger RNA, 2972 nt
Organism: Hordeum vulgare subsp. vulgare (domesticated barley)
Lineage: Eukaryota; Viridiplantae; Streptophyta; Magnoliopsida; Poales; Poaceae
Product: protein PLASTID MOVEMENT IMPAIRED 2-like
Exons: 2
Coding region: 969-2921 (650 amino acids)
Source: RefSeq, a predicted model, not a curated record
AAAAUAAAGCCAAGAAGGCAAUAGAAGCUUCUGACUAGUACCACACUCGUAUCGUAAGCAGAUCAGCAGGAGUCUCCUAAGCAGCAUGACCAUCGUAUCUUGCUCAGCAGUAAGCUGAAGAACUGUAUUUAUGGAGUUAAAUCCUGCGAUGAACACAACAAACCUUUGAUUUAUGCCAUUUUUUUUUUUCUGUAGCUUCUUCCAUUUCUUGUGCAAUGAAGCGUAAAAUUCAGUACUACCUCCGUCCAAGUGUAUUGGGCAUGCGCGUAAUUCUAGGUUGUCAAUUUAACUAGUUAAAUAUAUAUUAUAUGUGAUAAAAAUUAUAUAUUCAGAAACUACAUCUUCGUAUGAAUCUAAUAAUAUAUUAUUUGUUACCUAUAAUACAUAUUUAAGUAGUUAAAUUAAUGACCUAGAACUACGCGCAUGCCCUAUACACUUGGAAGCAAAAAAUGGGUAUUUUUAGCGCUGGCCUGGCAACGCGGAUUCACUGAAAUGUAGUAAAGAAUACCGAACUGAAAAAACAAUACCGAAACUCGGAUUUGCCAACUCAAUCUUGGUGAACCACGACGGAUUGCUGCUGAUUUGUCCCAGUCUGCCUGGUUUCCAAACGCAAUCUAGAUCUCUCGGUCUCUCCUCCUCGUCGUCUCAUUGGCCCGGAAAAAGAACAGAAAAGUCCCAUGUUCUUCCAGGUGAUCGAUAACUCCAUGUUCAGACGCUGUCACCAAUGUAAAAUAGAAAUAUAUCCAUGUAAAAAAUCACCGGAGCGACACACUGUCGUCUGACUCCUCGAGAAACCCCAGCCCAGCCCAGCCCAGCUGCCGGCCAGCACAUUCACGCCGCUUUCAGGGACCUUUGUGCUGUAGCGAGCUGGAGAGGGCAGCAAGAACUUGGAGUUGCCAUGCCUCGCUUUGUCACCACGCACCAGCAACAACAUAUUUAACCUGGAAUCCAUUCGUUCCAAGCGAACUAUGGCGGCAAUGGAGGGCGCGAGGGUCCGAGCGGCGCGGGGCUACGGCGGCGGCAACGAGUCGGUGUCGGUGGGCGACGGCAUGAGCAUCUUCGGCCAGAGCCAGAGCCAGAGCCAGAGCAUCGACGUGCGGCGGCGCGGGAAGCCCAGGCGGCGGGCCACGCUGCCCAAGGUCGUCAAGAACGUGUCGUAUGAUGUCAAGCAGGUGGCCAGGUCCGGGUCCGGCACGGAUCGGCUGCCGCACCGGCGUCUGGCCGCCACGCCGGAGAAGGAGACGCACAAGGAGAAGGCGCGCGUGGACCCUGAGCUGUUCGCGGGCAAGACGCUGGAGCAGCUGGUGGAGCAGGCCGACGCCAAGCAGCUGGUGGAGAAGGCUGACGCCAAGGAAGGACUGGAGAAGGAGAGGGCGCACGCCGUCGUUGCCGCGGAGCCUGAGCUGCCGGCGGUCAUGGCCAAGAAGCAGCUGGAGCGGCAGGGGUCUCGCAGGUCGGAGCUCCUCAAAGGACCGCGCGCGAACGUAGGUGGCCUCGCCGUCGACGUCGGUGGUGCUCGGCCGAUGGAGUCUAGCGGCGGCGCGACGUACGCCGAGGUGAUGCGGGAGCUGGGCCGCGUCAAGAGGGAGCUGCGGGAGCUGCAGCGCGAGGUGAAGGCCGCGAGGGAGGCCAAGGCCGGCAUGGCCGUGGCCGAGGAGGACGCGGCGUCGGCGUCGUCCGCGGCGACGAGGAGCGCUGGUUCUGUCGUCGCCCUCGGCGCGAAGGAACGGAAUGAAGCAAACGAGGCGCGCGUCGCCUUUGAGCUCACCGGAGCUGGCCGGUCGUCUACCAGGGAGAGAGAGGAGGAGGUCACGAGGUGGACGCCGCCGACCAUGGGGCUGCAGAGAGGCGCGGCCAUGAGCCGCGCGAGCGUGUCGAGCGAGCUCGAGGCGUGGCUCACCGCGGCGAGCUCCGACGACAGACGGCUCCGGCACGGUUUCGGCCACUCCUCGGAUUCGGAGAUCACCGACGAGGGACACGACAGCUCGCCGUCGCUGCAGGCGGCGGAAGCCAAGCUGGGCAUGGCGCGGGCGGAGCUCGAGUCCGCCAAAGGAGAGAGCAUCCAGUUCACGGCGUCCAUGGAGCGCACGCGCACGGAGGCGGCGCGGCUCGCCGAGGAAAUCAACCGGCUCGAGGAGCAGGAGAAGAAGGCCGGCGCGCAGGUGCGGCAGCUGGAGGCCGCGCUGCGCGACGCCAAGUGCAGGCUGGGCGCCGUCACGGCCGCCGACGAGAUGGCCGGCGAGAUCCUCGCCGACCUGGAGGCGACGCUGCAGCAGCUGGAGGAGGAGACCGAGGCGGCGGAGAAGGAGAAGGCGCUGAUGGAGCCGGAGAGCCGGUGCGUCCAGGACGACGCGGACAGCGUGGACGCCGAGAUCGCGGCCGCCGAGCAGAGGAUCAGGGGCUCGAUUAGGGAGCUGGAGGCGGCGAGGGCGUCGGAGGCCGCGGCGACGGAGAGGCUGAGGGCCGCCGUCGAGAGCGUGGCGUUGGAGAGGGCGUCCAUGGCGCCGCGGAGGUCCGGGAACGUGACGCUCCCGAGGUUCGAGUACGAGUACCUGACCGGGCGCGCCGAGGUGGUCCGCGCGGUCGCCGACAAGAAGGUGGCGGCAGCCGAGGCGUGGGUGGAGGCGCGGCGGGCCGGCGAGAAGGAGAUGAUAAUGCGCGCCGAGGCGAUCGAGAGGGAGCUCGGGGUCGGAGAAGCAGCGGCCGUGGACGACGAGAGCGCGGCGGAGCAGCAGAGGCCGCGUGACGGCUUGCAGCGCGCGCACACGUCGAGGAGAGCCGCGAUGGUGAAGGGCUCAUCGGCGGCGACAUCAAGAAGGAAGACGCCAUCGCCGCCGCCGUUGGCGCGGCACCCGCGAGGGCAGGCGCUCGCCAUAAGAAGCUAUCUGAAGCUCGUGGGCGGGAAAUGCACGAGGCCAUAGUAACUGAGAUGCAAUUCAAGACGAUGCGGACAAUAUCAUUCCAUUUCUAUA